Messenger RNA from Podospora pseudocomata, 1797 nucleotides. RefSeq lists its product as uncharacterized. NCBI's taxonomy places the organism in Eukaryota, Fungi, Ascomycota, Sordariomycetes, Sordariales, Podosporaceae. The transcript has a single exon. The record is from RefSeq and is a predicted model, not a curated record. Bases 1 to 1797 code for a protein of 598 amino acids.
AUGGGCCCUGGCGGUCUCGCUCAAAUGUCUCACGCUCCCUACAACACCACCCACGGCCUCGGCAUGGCUUCCUCUGGACUGGCGUCCCGCCGUGGCGGUCAAAAUCUCAAGCCUCUCUCGUUCGAGGGUAUGAAAGCCCCAACUGAGCAGGAUAACGGCCUGCCGACUCCCCGCACCAGCCGCGGCCAUCUCCUCGCCGGUCUUCGCACCGCACCCAAGUCGGCUAUGGCCUCCAGCUUCCCCAACAACGGUCCCGCUUCACCGACCGUUCAAGGGCCAGCCGGCCGGAACAACCGCAACUCCAUGGGCCCCGGUAUGUUUGACAACAUGUACGGCGGACCUAAGACGUCGAUACCCCGGUUCGGCGGUGCCCACCAGCAGCAGGUUCAGCAGGCUCAGCAGCAGCAGGCCUACAAUGUCGGUGGUGGUGCUGGUGGAUAUUCGCAGCAGCACUACACCACAGAGCAGAUCCUGGCCCCGCCUCAGAUCCAGCUUGAUGAUGUCUCGCAGGACCAGCUUGACCCCAACAUCCAUGCUCAGCUGCUGUACACCAAUGCCUACCUCUCAGAGCAGCAGCAACGUCUACAGCAGCAGCUUAAGGCUUUGCAGGCUGCCGCCCAGCAGUUUCAGGGGCUCAAUCUCAAUGCUCAGGCUCAGCUUAUGCAGCAGCAGAACUCUAUGAUGCAGCAGCAAGGUUUCCCCAACAUGUACCAACAGCAAGCCCAGCUUCAGGGUAUGAUGGGCCCAACCACUCCUGACGCCAGCAAUGUCUACUAUGACCCCCGCACUGGUCAAAUCUACAUGGACCCGACCCAGGUGCAGGUGCAGGCACAGCUUCAAGCGCAGGCUCAGGCCCAGCUCAAUGCUCAGUACCUCCAGCAAGCCCAAGCGAUGCAGGCGGCCAUGCAACAGCAACAGCAACAGCAAGCCGGUCCUGGCGCCCCUCGUGUGCAAGUUUCCCCCCCUCCCGAGGCGAGAAACAGCUUCCGCAGCCCCACGCCCCCUCGUCGCUACGAUUCGCCCCUUGUUGAAAACCCAGCACCGCUGCCCCCUCCGAGCGCCAAUGCCUUCCGUCGUGGCCAUAAGAAGACCCCUUCGACUGUGACUCCAAGUGCCAGCAAGACUUCUCUGACUAUUUCGACUGGUGACGAGCCGCUCAAGACUGCGGCCAGCAGUCUCAAGACGGGCUCGUUUCCGCCUAUGACCCCUCUGACUUCUGGCUAUGGCCCUGGCCAAGCUCGUGCUGGAGAGCACCCUGUCCGCCAACCCCGGAACCCUCCCUCGCUCGACGAGCUCAAGUCCAAGCCUACUGCCAAGCACGACGGAAGCAAGAACUUUGUGACUCGCACCCGGCGUACCGUCAUCAGCAACAUUGUUCGUGCUGGCAUGGAGCGCCGCAAGGAGGCUCGCGGUUCCGGGAGCGUUAGCCCUGUUUCUGAGAGCGCCGAGGAGACGGUUGAGACACCCGUCACCGACAAUGACAGUGAUUCGGGCCGCAGUGGAUCGGGCAGCCUGGUUGAGCGUGAUGAUGCCGAGUGCAGCCUGCCCAGCUCGCGUACCAGCACUGGCAGCUGGGGCGCCAUUGGUUCCGAUCGUCCCAGCUCCCGUCAGAAGUAUGAGCGUCGUGGCCCCGACAGCGCCUCGUCAUCGGAUAACGAGGGUCUCCGCGACUCGGGCAGCUUUGCCAGCCUUCUCAAGAACAGCUCUCGCCGUGUCAAGCCCGAUACUGUCGAGGGUCAACGCAAGGCUGCCAUGCUUGUUCUCACCAGCUCCGAGAAGCGCAAGCUUGUUGUCUGA